CAAAAGGAUGGUGUCUUCGUCCGGUUGCGCUGCGGUAAUCUUGUUUCUAUCUCUACUCGUAGCAGAUGGCGAGAUAUUGGAAGCUGUCAUGGAUAAUGAUGUUCCACAAUCAAUGGCAGGUGUGGUUGUGCCAAAUGAACCCCAAAACCUCGACGACUGUCAUUUUCGGCACUAUGAGUUUGGUGUAUCUACAAUCGUCAAGCCAGCAUACGCCACUUACGCCUACUUGGGUGAGUUUGCACACAUGGCAGCCAUCGGAUGGAUUCAACCGGACAACAAAAUUUCAUGGGAUUGUGGAGGAUCGUUAAUCUCGGAAAAUUUUGUCCUAACAGCAGCUCACUGCUCUGAAAUGGGCGAUCCAGAUGUGGUCAGAUUAGGCAAUAUAGAUCUGUCUGACAAUUCGAAUGGUCAACACGCCGAUGAUAUUAAAAUACUGGAAUUCAUUCGACACCCGAAUCAUACCUUCAAGCAACGUUAUCAUGAUAUUGCUCUAUUGCUACUGGAACGUAAAGUUGACAUAAGUGACACGGUGACACCAGCGUGUUUGUGGAACGAUGAUGAGGUCCGUUUCAAAAGAUUGGAAGCUGCUGGCUGGGGUGCAGCCGGGUUUGGUGAACAGAACAAAACAUUAACACUUUCGAAGGUGACUCUGCGUCCUUUUGAUAACGAUGAAUGUAACCGUAUAUUUCACGAUGAUCAUAGAUUACCUUAUCAAUUAGAUAGCAAUCAAAUGUGCGCCGGAGAUGAGCAACAAGAUACCUGUCAGGGGGACUCUGGAGGUCCUUUGCAGGUGAAGCUGCUUCACAAUAGCCGAGUCACAUCAUUUGUCGUAGCUGUGACUUCAUUCGGAAUGCCAUGUGGUAUGGGAGUGCCGGCUGUUUUUGUUCGUGUGGCCCCUUAUAUUCCAUGGAUAAAAUCCGUAUUAAAAGCAAGGGGUGUAGCUGAUACAGAAUGGAUUUUGGACCCUCAAGCAUGCGCGCGGAAGUACGUGAAUCUACGUGAAUACGAACCAAGUGUUGUGAUGUGGAAGAAUACAACGCAAGUACAAAUUGAUUCGCUUAAAGCGCAUUUGUUUAGAGAAUCAUCGAUGCAGUUAGUAAGGAUUCACUGGUACAACCGACAGAAGUAUCACUCAAACGAAUGCUACGGUGUCAUCAUUGAUGAGAGCACAGUUCUAACACUUGCUCGCUGUACCAUUGUCAAUGGGAUGGCACCAACGCACGUUACGUUUGCGGGGAACAAAACGAAAAUCGUCAAACAUGCGCACAAACAUCCCGCGUUUGAAGAAGGCUCAUUUAAGAAUGAUAUCGGAGUGCUGAAGGUGAACGAACCCUUUGAGUUCAGUACUGACUUUAAACCUGCGUGUGUCUGGACAAGGCAGAGUUUCCUGACGCCUAAGAUGGAGGUCACGGGUCGGGGUCUUGUGGAACUAACUGCAUUUUAUGGCCGAUCGUCACCCGAGUUCAAGCGUAUCGCACUAAGGCACAUGGCGAAUGCGCUUGGUAUAGUCAUGGAGCAGAAGGGUAUCAACUGUUCAUUGCCUAAACAGUAUACAGACCGGUUACCGAGUGGACUGUCACAAGAACACGUUUGUUUCGGAGCAGAACCGUUCCUAGUACCCAACGCGUGCAGUCAGGCAAUUGGAGGGCCACUACAUAGGGAGGUGUUUCGCUACGGUCGUAGACUUAUGUACGUGAACGCCUUGAACCUGUUCGGUAGGGACUGUGGAUUCGGAGAAUCGGCCGUAGCCGUUCGUCCAGCGCAUCACAGGAGUUGGCUAGAAUCGGUUCUUUACCCUCCAAGAAAAACAGCCGCAGUAGAUGACUCUGAACAGGUUAUAUUCUUGAACGAAGCACUGGAGGAAGGAGACAACUGUACAGCUCCGAACAGGGUCCCGGGUGUUUGUGUUAACGUCCGUUACUGUCCCAAUGCUGCGCAAGAAUUUAAGAGUAACCGUGAGGUGAAAUUCUGUAAAACAGGAUCGCUGGUAUGCUGCCCACAUCAAUACAUUCGCGAUGAAACAAACGAUGAUGUCGAGGAGAUAGACUCUUGCGAACGUCAUCAACCUCCAACUAUCGUAAAGGAAGAAGAAAACGACGACAACAGUAUUACAUCGUCACCGCAUGUGGUCUCAAUCGUUUGGCAAUACGGUAACAAGGAGCGUGCCUGCGUUGGAACGAUCAUCUUGAACCGAACCGUGCUCACGGCUGCCAGCUGCAUACCUUCUUCGAAACUACCAUCACAUGUGGAAUUGGUCGACCCAAAGUUGGAGCUUCGGGCUUUGAUAUCUGUGGAAGAUAUGAUAAUUCAUCCGGAGUUUGAUAAUAUAACGAAGGAGAACAAUUUGGCACUGAUUAGAACCAAACGCACAACUAUCAUUGAUGGAUUCGCGAAGUCACGCGCUUGUCUGUGGAGAAACGCAACGCACACACCAUUUAUGAUGGACCAGCUUCUUUUUGACAAUAAGACAGUAAUAGCACAGAAGACCAAGCGAGCCUACAUGAAGUACAACAUCGACUGCCAUCGUGCCUUUGGACGUGUUCUGGCAGCUUCAGAGCUGUGCUUGAAGAUAGAUAAGCUUGCGAAGGCCAACAAAUUGAUUCAGGAUGGAAUGCCCGCAUUUUGGUCAAGACCUGAUGGAGGAUAUCUGGUUGGAAUAGUUAGCGUCGCGGAAUCGUCGUUCUCGGACCGUACCAUCGUUUUGUACACUCGAAUCUCGUCAUAUGUUGAUUGGAUCAAAUCGAUACUGUAGACAUGCGAUUAAAAUGUUAAAUGGACAAUAUGUGAGGAUUGUAUUGCUGUUUA
Anopheles darlingi is the source of this 2805-nucleotide messenger RNA. RefSeq lists its product as uncharacterized. The record is from RefSeq and is a predicted model, not a curated record. Gene Ontology annotation, biological process: proteolysis. Gene Ontology annotation, molecular function: serine-type endopeptidase activity. NCBI's taxonomy places the organism in Eukaryota, Metazoa, Arthropoda, Insecta, Diptera, Culicidae. The transcript has 12 exons. The coding region runs from base 8 to 2752 and encodes 914 amino acids.